Molecule: messenger RNA, 4268 nt
Organism: Paramormyrops kingsleyae
Lineage: Eukaryota; Metazoa; Chordata; Actinopteri; Osteoglossiformes; Mormyridae
Product: growth/differentiation factor 10-like
Biological process (GO): positive regulation of osteoblast differentiation
Cellular component (GO): extracellular region
Molecular function (GO): cytokine activity; growth factor activity
Source: RefSeq, a predicted model, not a curated record
AAAACAGACGGAUAUUUGACAAUGAUACUCCUGAAUGUAUACACUUCAAGAAUACGUGCUAAAAGCGAUGGUGACCCGCGAUACACCCAGAGUUAAUAAUCCCAUGUAUGCGCGUUGUGGGCUGGCUUCGCACAUCGGCAGCCCAGCAAUCGUAGCUGGCACCUCAUUCCAGCGGAUAUGUGGAGCACCAGCAAAACCCCUCGCUGGCUUGUUGCCGGAGAGCCAGGAUCUUUCUGUUUGUACGAAUCGCUCGCUGGAUUCCGGCUGCAAGGAGCAACAAGUGCAUAAGCGCGUGGGAGAAAAGAUCAUGUCAUUAGACGCUUAGGUAUCCGAGGAGGGAAAAGUUAUCGAGGGGAACCUCAGAGUGCUACCGACGCAGAAAGGAAACAGAUUACCGAGCACCUUUGCCUGUGCUUUUUGUCUUCCCAAUAAGUUGUGUACGGUUUUCAAUCCAUGCUGCAUUUUUAAAGAAUGGCCGCUAAAUUGGUAUUAGUCCUGCAGUUGUCCGUGUGCUUGAGUUAUCACUUUGGGAUUGUGGCAACCGAGGAGCCCCCCCGAGGUACCCAGGACAGCGGUUCCGCGGCUGGACAUGACGUACCGGCGCCGGACAGCUUUACCCGGGACACGCUGACGAGCCGUAUGUUCAAACUGUACGACAAAUACAGCCGAGAACUUAACCGUCCGAGAGACGGAAAUACAGUGCGAAGUUUCAGGGCGACUCCAGACGGCGGGAAGGAGAAGGAUUUGUUCCACUUUAACAUGACCUUCGUCCAAGACUCAGAGGUGAUACUCUCUGCUGCUUUCCACUUCUUCUUCGACUAUCGUCCCUGGCAGAGGUCCUGGCUCUGUAAGCGCUCCCAGAGCCCGGCCUGCCAUGUCCCAGUCCUCCAGCAGAUGGCGCCAGUCCGAGUCCUUUUCUGGAGCCAAUCCCGAGAUGGUGCUGACGGCAUGCUUCUGGGAAAUGUCACCUUCAUGCCGCCCAGGAGGGGAGCGUGGCUUACAAGGGACAUAUCGGACAUUGUCAAGCAGGCCCAGGCCACAGAGGAGCCAUUAAUCAUGGUGGAGUUUGAUUUCAGUAGGAAGUAUCUGAGGCGUACUGAGCGGCUGUCCUCAUUGGCCCUUCCCUACUUGUUGGUCUUUGCUGAAGACCUAUCCAUUUCAGAGCCCAACAGCGUGGCCUCCAGCUUGCAGCGCUAUGGCCCGUUCCCAGGUGCUGAGGAGCCGGCUCGUUCCCCCAAUGCCUACCCCAAAUCACGAGUCAGGAGGGAUGCACGGUCCUCAGACCCCAUCCGCAACAACGAGCUCCCCGAAGUGGAGCACGGCACCUGGAAGAAUCACAAGAUGUGGGAGAGCUCCUACCUGGCUCCAAAGCCCAAGGUCCCACAGAAGGAGCACAGGAGAAGGGAUCCUGAAGGUGGCCUGGACCCGGGGGCACCCCAGGUGCUCAGCUUUGACGAGGAAACCAUGCGGAAGGCCCGGCGGCGGCAGUGGAGCGAGCCGCGGGUCUGCGCCAGGCGCUACCUGAGGGUUGACUUCACUGACAUUGGCUGGAGUGAAUGGAUUCUUGCCCCCAAGGCCUUCGACGCCUACUACUGCGCUGGGACCUGCGGGUUCCCCAUGCCCAAGGUUGUUCGUCCUUCCAACCACGCCACCAUCCAGAGCAUCGUGAGGGCAGUGGGGAUCACCCCGGGGGUGCCUGAGCCCUGCUGUGUCCCUGAGCAGAUGGGCGCCCUGAGUGUCCUGUUCCUGGACGAGAGCAGGAACAUGAUCCUGAAGGUUUACCCCAGCAUGUCUGUGGAGACCUGCAGCUGCCGAUAGGCGGGGGCUCUGGGACAGGGCAGCCAGGAUGACAGGCUCAUGGACCACUGGCCACAGCUGGGGGGGGGGGAGGUGGGUAUGAGAGAGACAGAGUGUGUUGUCACUGGCAGCACCAGGGGUGGCUCCCUGAACAUUAGCCAGUGCAUCCUGGGUCGUGACUAUUCUCACAUGCUCAGAUCAUCACCGUUACCUUCUCUAAAAUCAAACUGUACAACUUUCCCUGCCACAUGUGAUUGCAGUGCUGCAGUGGCUCUUUGCUCCCACGUCAGCAUAAUGCACACACACUUCCCGUCUUGUGUUGUUUGUAGGAUCUCACUUGAUAUUCCAUUUGGUACACAGCCAUUGACUUCCUACACACUGUUCCACACAGUCACUCACAUUUUAUCAUUUCUUAUAUAUAGUUACUCAGUGCAUAUUGUGCCCAGUCACACUAUAUCUGGUGCUGUACACAGUCACUCACUUCCUGUGCCGUGUUGUACACAGUCACUCACUUCCUCUCUUGUGUUAUACAGUCACUCACUUCCUGUGCCGUGUUGUACACAGUCACUCACUUCCUCUCUUGUGUUAUACAGUCACUCACUUCCUGUGCCGUGUUGUACACAGUCACUCACUUCCUGUCUUGUGUUAUACAAUCAAUGGGUGAAUCUCAAUACCAAGAACGCAAACACCCUACUUGUGGUCUUGGCAAGACCAGUCUUAUGAACUUUCCUUCCAAGAACGAACUUGGGGCGCAAUAAAUUAGGGGAUUGGUUUCAUUCUUCAAGGAUGCAAAUAAUAUGUCAUUGGUAUUUUGGGUGGGAAAAGAACAACAUCCCGGGAUUUUUACCAUCCUAUGUACUUACAUUCUUAGUAUCGGAACUGGUCUUCAGCAAUGGAAGAUGACGUAAAAGAGGCACACAAGAAAACAAGUAUGGUCAAGUACGCAAACUAACUUCACUUCCUGUGCCAUGUUCUAUGCAGUCACUCACUUCCUGUGCCAUGUUCUAUACAGUCACUCACUUCCUGUGCCAUGUUCUAUACAGUCACUCACUUCCUGUGCCAUGUUCUAUACAGUCACUCACUUCCUGUUUCAGUGACGUCCUAGCAGCAUAUGGACAUGUCAGUGGACAAUAUUUAACUGGCUCCACAUCUACAAAAGCUCAAUGUAUAACCAGUGACACAGCAUUUUGGUUAUUUUUGUUUCUAUCAUCCAUUGAUGUACAGUACUCAAUAUUUUUCAAGAUCGUUUUUAUUCAUCCCGAGCUGUCUCUCUCUAUUCAAGUAACUGAAAAAAAAAAAAGAAAUCCCAGUGUUGAUGUAAUUGCAGCCGCUAUGCAUAGAUGACGUUAGCUAUGAGUAUUUAGGUAGCAAACUAAACGUAAGAAUAAAUAUUAACAGGCUAACGAUAUUUAAACAGAAAGAGAUCACAUUAUAAUGGCAUUAUACAAACUUACUACCCAGCAUAAAAGGAAAAAGUAUAUCUGUAUGUUUUAUCUUUCAUCCAUAGCUCAGAAUUAGAUGUAGAGCAGAGUGCCUUCAAAUGUUACAGAUGAAAUAAAGCAUGAUACACCAAAAAGUGUUCGAAAACGCGAACAAGCCGUUCGGGUCCUUUCCGGACAGCACAUUCUGGCCACCGUUAAUAAGGGGCUUAUCUGGUAUUUGAGGCUUCCGCAGUCUGUUAACAGAAUGCGGACAGGGGAGUGUUUUGAACCAUCGGCAUGAGGGGGUGACAUGUGAGGUAAACUCAUUGGACAUAACGCGUGGCGGGUGGGAUUGCCCUGCGCAGCAAAUCGCUGCUAACAAUUUAACCAACUGAGACGUAGAUUACACCAAUCAGUGAUUGAUGAUGCAUGAUAAUCCCGCCCACCGUGUGUUUUCAAGCCUCAUUUCUCCUACCAUUACGUAAUUCCAGAUGUCUUGGUGAAUCACUACGUAAGGAAACAACAGGCAGAAAAACGCACACUUAACACACAAUAUUGCUACAGUGUUUCAAUAUGAAUAUUAAUAAUACUGUGGAGAUACUGCAGCCUGAAAGCAAUGUUCUGAAAAGGUUUUGUGUCAUUCAAGGCUUUUCUUUUGCUUCCUGAAGGGCACAGUGGUAGUCUUUAUCAUUUGUAGGUGGUUCUUGUUAUUUAGUGCGUUUUAUAAGGGUUAGACUGCACAGCAUUGUACAACACGUCUAUUUAUUACUGGCUGGGUUUGUGUUUUUGUUUACAAAAGUGUCUUGUUCCACUUAUAAAAUCACCCGACAUAGAACUAUAAUUCAGAAGAUUCCCCCGGGCUGUGAAUUGUGUGUUUUGUUAUCUCCAUAAAAUGUUUAUUAUUUCUGUAUAUUUUAUGUGUUUGUUUAAAUAUCUUCGUUCCUGAAAAAUUAGUAGCUGUUUUCUGCAUUUAUGUUCUUGUAAAUUAUACAGCAGUAGCCUUCGUAAGUGUUAGAACAAAAUAAACAAAGAUAAUUGGUAAAUAAUCCC